Messenger RNA from Mizuhopecten yessoensis (Yesso scallop), 1296 nucleotides. Its product is annotated as tetraspanin-9-like. The coding region runs from base 102 to 941 and encodes 279 amino acids. The record is from RefSeq and is a predicted model, not a curated record. The transcript has 9 exons. Gene Ontology annotation, cellular component: membrane. Lineage: Eukaryota; Metazoa; Mollusca; Bivalvia; Pectinida; Pectinidae.
UUUUCAAAUGCUUCAGAUCUAUUUGUAACUGUCGGGAAGAAUUAUUUCAGAAGAGGAAACUGCAAUAACAGUAGGGGAAGUGCACAUUUACGCCACUGAGGAUGAGACUCAACUGUGCUGGGAAGUUCGGGAAAAUCUUCCUCAUCGUCCUAAACAUAGUGUUCAUGCUGCUUGGGCUUGCAUUAAUAAUACCCGGAGUGCUGGUCCAUGUGAAUGUGGACUUUGUCAGCGAGAAGGUUCUCCCGUUGAUGAGUACAUUGACGUUUGGUGGGAUCUCAUUGGCCGGAGCAGCACAAGGUCUAUCUAUAGCCUUAAUCAUUGUCGGCACGUUCCUGUUUCUGAUAGCUUUCAUUGGAAUUCUUGGAGCAUGCUGUGGAUGGAGAAUGGCACUCAUUAUAUACGCUGUGGUGGUUCUAGUCCUGUGGGUUGCCCAAUUGGUGAUUGUCUGUCUCUACAUCACUAUGAAGGAAAAAAUCAACACCGAGGUACAGGAACAGAUGCUGGCGCAGUUACACGAUAAUUACAUCGCCGACGAGCUGACUUCAAUAAACACGACAACCUCCUCCAAGAUAUCGACCGCCUGGAAUUACCUAUUUAUUCAGCUUAAAUGUUGUGGAGUUCACCCGGUGUCAUUGCUCAGCAACGACUUUGAUAAUACGCAGUGGAGGAAAGACAACCCCUUGAUUACGGCCAAGAUUCCUAAGUCUUGUUGUGGUGCUACCGAGACCAACUAUUUGGUAUUCAGCAACCCCCAAUGCACAGACUCUCUCGUCACCGGAUAUUACGAAAAUGGCUGUUUUAACACCAUCUACAACCUCAUCGCCAGCUAUAACAUCGCCUUCAUCGCUGUCGGAGUCAUCACUCUUCUGGUACAGGGAGUUGCUAUAGCCUCGGCUUGUAUGAUAUACAGACAGUUGACCAGUCAUAGCCAGUUUGCCUAAUGGAACAAUGUCCAGUUACCCGGUGAACUGUUUACAGACCAAUUGCUGUUUGCUCACCGCCUGCUAAAGAAGAUGGAUAUCUAUUAAUCCCAUCUUAACGCGUCAGAAUCUAUCAAAAUAUAAUCAAGAUGAAAGCCUGCAAUUUAAAAAAAGAAUAUUUUGAACUGUUUAUUUAUUAGUUAAGAAAUUGACUCACCAUCCUUGUGCCAGAUAAACGUGUUUGUGCUGUAUAUCUAUAUGUACGUAUUGUGCUACAAAUGUCAUAAUUUCAAAUUAAAAAAAUGUAUCUUACAUUUUUACAUAUAUGUAUCCCUUUCCAGGCUGUCUGUUUGUCUAUGUUUUUUAACAUGUGAAA